Glossina fuscipes is the source of this 2297-nucleotide messenger RNA. RefSeq names its product U3 small nucleolar RNA-associated protein 4 homolog (gene l(3)72Dn). Gene Ontology annotation, molecular function: RNA binding; protein binding. Gene Ontology annotation, cellular component: small-subunit processome; 90S preribosome; t-UTP complex. The transcript has 4 exons. The record is from RefSeq and is a predicted model, not a curated record. Bases 84 to 2231 code for a protein of 715 amino acids. Gene Ontology annotation, biological process: maturation of SSU-rRNA from tricistronic rRNA transcript (SSU-rRNA, 5.8S rRNA, LSU-rRNA). Lineage: Eukaryota; Metazoa; Arthropoda; Insecta; Diptera; Glossinidae.
AUAUAUUUUUGAGUUUAUUUACUUAAAAUUCUGGCUUAGUCCAUCUUCAAUCAACAUACCAAAAAAAAAAAUAUUUACCUAAAAUGAAAAUGGAAAAUUCAGUGUGUGAUCUACGGAAGCGUUGUGCGAAAAUACAUAAUGUUCGUUUCUACAAUAUAACACCACGUUCCAUUCAAACAAUGGCAUACAAUUUUAUUUGGGGAAAAUUAGCUUUAGCAAGGUGUGAUGGAUCUAUCGAGAUCUGGGAUGUGAGUCAUGCUCCCUGCUUAGAGCGAGUCAUACCUAAAACCCCAGGCAAUUCAGUGGAAUGUAUGGGUUGGUGCGGUAAACGUUUGUUUAGUGCCGGUUUAAAUGGAGAAAUAGUCGAGUGGAAUUUACAAUCUCUACAGCCACGUGUUAAACAACAUGUUACCGGCAAUACUGUAUGGUGUUUGGACAUCAAUCGGGAAGGUACUGAAUUAGCUAUCGGUACAGAUGAAGGCUAUAUUAACCUUUUCGAUGUAACCGAUAAUCAGUUAUUAUAUAAAAAACUAUUUGACAAACAGGAGGGUCGUGUGUUAUGUUGUGCAUAUGAUGCUACCAGUGAAUUUCUGGUCACAGGGUCUGUAGGCGCUAUACGCAUUUGGAAUUGUCGUACAGGUCAUGCUGUCAACAAGAUUAACAUAAGUGCCAACAAAUAUAAUAAAGCUGAAGCUAUAGUGUGGUCUGUAAAAGUGCUUAGCGAUUUUACCAUAAUUACGGGUGAUUCCUUGGGUAAUGUAACCAUGUGGGAUGGCCGUAUGGCAUCACAGACGGAAACUCAUCAGGUUUUAAAAGCUGAUGUUUUGGCAUUGGCUGUGAACGAGGAGGAAGAUAAACUGAUUUGUGGUGGUGUAGAACCCAACAUUCGCAUAUAUGCAAAAGCCUUGAUUAAACGUAAUGAUGCAACUUGUAAUCGCUGGGUGAAGUUUUUGCAACGGCGCGUACACGACCAUGAUGUUAAGGCUUUAGUUUGCGCUAAGAAUUUCAUAUACUCAGGUGGUGUAGAUGGGUGUCUGGGUUUGUCGUCAGUGGCCAAAAACAAAAUAAUGAAUGUGAAAUACGGUCCGUUCCUGAAGCCACCGUGUGUUUCAGUUGCCAGCAGCCAACGUUUGCUUUUAUUACGCUACCCUAACUAUUUGGAAAUAUGGCGUUUAGGUUCUCCCAAGGAGAACUCUGAUUCAGAAUUUCAAGAGCCGAGUCAGCAAUGUCAACUGUUAGCAUUAGCUAAAAAUCCAGAAAAGUUAUUGGAAUUAAAAAGUAAAAACGAAGAUCCUAUUGUUUCGGCAGCUCUCUCCCCAAAUGGCAAUUGGUUAUGCUAUUCAACACCAGAAUAUAUCAGAUUGUUUCGUUUCACAAUAAGCAAAGGCAAAACUCCCUGCCAACUGAGAAGAGUUAAAGAUUUACCACAACAAUUCGUUCCCUCAACACAUAUUUGCUUUACAAGCGAUUCAAAGCGUCUAUUUUUGGUUAAUCGUACUACAAGCGAGAUAAUGAUUUUCGCUGUACUUAGUGCAGACGAUGAUUUGAUUAGCUCGCUCCCUCCCCUCGAUUUCGUAGAGCUUGUAGACACCACCAAACAUGUUAAAGAUGGUAUUAAAUUGUUUACAGUAUCAGUGUGUGGUACUUAUGUAGCGAUAGCCGGAAACGAUCGCUCUAUAGCCGUGUGGUUUGUAUAUAAAGGUAAACAUUUUAAACACCUACUUAAUUUGCCUCGUUAUGCGGCAGCUACUACAGCUUUGGCAUUACAUGCUGAACUGCCACGCUUAGUAGCCGCCUUUGCUGAUGGUAAAAUUUUUGAAUACGAUCUCGAGGAAAUGUGUUUCACUUGCUCAGCUAUAAAUCAAUUUGUGAAGCAAAGUGAACAUGCUUGCAUUACCAAUAUUUGCUUGGAUUCGAGAAAUCCCGAAAUAAUGAUUAUGCAAACCGAGGCCGUAAUGUUUGUGCUGGAAAAGUACUCAAUUCAGCAAGAAACCGAAGAUGCACAUCUUGAUAACUCCUCAAAAGCGGAAAAAUUUAAGAAGUGCCGGACAUCAUCAAACGAGGAAUCAAAAGUUUUGUCCUUACGUUUGAAACAACACAAGGCGUUCCAGCAUCUUGUACAUUUGUGUUGGUUAAGCUCUGAUGAAUUGGUGGCGGUGAUUGUUGAUCCAAUUACUCUAUUGGAGCAGUUACCGAACGUAUUUAGAGAGAAACUUUUCGGAAUCAUGUAGUUCCGCUUAACGUCUUCAUUUUAUAUUGACAUUUAAUUAAUUAUAUUUUUACGCAAAUAAACUAAG